GUUUUAAAGUUAAACCAUAAUAUCAGGAAGAAAAGUGAAAUUUCCGUUUUUAACCAGAAAAUUUAAACUCAGAACUCUCAACCAUCCGGUUUCUAAAAUCCGGAUUUUGAAAACCUAUUUCCUUUGCAAUCCGGUAUUUUUCAAUACCGGAUCAUCCACCAAAUACAUUAGAACUCGGUAAGUCUACUACCCGGAUCCUCUGCAACCUGGAUACUCUCUUCUACCCGGAUCCUCCUCUGCCAUCCAGAUACUUUAUCACCCGGCUGCAACCCAAAACUAUACCAUCGGGAACCUCUGCAACCAAAUUUUUUACUACCCUGGAUACAAUAAGGAUACUCUCAAACCCGGCUCCCUUGCAAUUCGUAACCUCUGCAAUCCGAAUUCUCUACAAUCGUUAUUCUCAUCUGCCCGGAUCCUCUGCAAUGUAUUUCAAAAUACCCGGAUCCUUUUCAAACCGGGUCAUUUGCUACAUGGAUUCUCUUCAAUCCGGAUUGAUAAAAAAGGAAGAUAUUUAACUGAAUUUUGGAGGAAAAUAAAAUUUUAAGUUGAUAUUUUACACCGUCUGUAUCCAGUCAAUCCAUCUGUAUUCAGUGAAUACAUCUGCAUCCAUCUGUAUCCAGUGUAUCUAUCUGUUUCCAUCUGUGUCCAGUGAAUCCAUCUGUAUCCAUCUGUAUCUAUCUGUAUCCAGUGUAUCCAUCUGUAUCCAGUGUAUCCAUCUGUAUCCAUCUGUAUCCAGUGUAUCCAUCUGUAUCCAUCUUUAUCCAUAGAAAAUAUCCACAUUGGAAUUUUCAAUUCUGUUUUUUAAGAGUAGUAAACAUGGAUUCGGCCUUUCGAUGCAACUUUCAGCGGUAAAAUUUAGUCAUUUUGAUUUAAGAUAACUAUCAAAUACUUAGUUACUUGGAUAUCAGACAGGCAGUGACUUAAUGGGAUAUUAAACAGGCAGUGACUUAAUGGGAUAUCAAGGAACAUUUUUCAGACAUCAACCGAAAGUCAUAUUUGGAUAUCAAGAAGUAAGUGACGGAAAAAAAGCAUCCGAUCCUGUGAACAAAUAUCCAGAUUUCAGUGAUUUAAUUGAUAUAUUAACUGUCCAAAAUUGAUCCCGCUGGAUCUGCCAAAGCACAUUUGAUCUCCUAAUGGGGUUGUAUUCAAUUAGUACAAUACAGUACAGUACAGCAAUACAGUUAUUAGUUAUCAGUACACCAAGGUUGGGUAUAUGUACAGGUAAACUAUACAAAAAGCACAGCUCGCCCUAAACCUUUAUCAGCCCUGACCGUGACAUUAUCUCCUUUAUCCCGAAACUCUGAGUGAUUAAAUUAACGAAACGGUUGUAAAAACUUGAAAAAUUUGAAAUGAAAAGAAACACAGUUUGUACGAUUUCUAAGCACAGUGAAUGUACACAGCCACCCUCUAACUGACAUUGAUAACAGCUGUACAGUGUACAUAAAUGCUGUAUAGAACAGCUGUACAUUAAGGCUGUACAUCUCCAGGUCCGUGUGUAAACUCUGAUGUUGAGAAUGAACAGCUCGAUGGACGCCAGCUCUGACCCCUACCCUGAGCAGGAAUGGUUGGGUAGGGAGGAGGUCAUCAUCUCAACUGUAGAGGUCAUCUUCAUCGUCUACCUCUGCAUUGUUUUUAUUCUAGCCUGUAUCUGUAAUGUGAGUAUUCUGCUUGCAUUCUUUAGAAAAUCAUCUCUACGAACAACAUCAAAUAGGUUUGUGAUCCAGCUACUGAUUGUAAACCUCCUAUGUUGCUGUAUGCUUCUACCAUUAACUCUUCUAGAGCUCAUCUUCACUAUUCCGGGCCAAUGCAGUCUUAGUGAAACAGUGGCCUGCUGGAUUUCAUCUUUAUCUGUUCUCUCAACUGUUCUAAUAGGAGGCGAUCAAUAUUUGGCGGUAAAAUUCCCUCUUCGUUACCGCCAUCAUGUCUCCAGGACCAGAGCGUACAUAGCCCAGCUGUGUGUAUGUACACUCAGUACAUUACUUGCUAUACUCUGGGCCCUCGCCCCUCCUCCAAACCCAGUCUGGAGAUCGUGCCCACCAAACCAAACCAGAAUUGGUAUUCUGACCGGCCUAUGUAGCUGUCUUACUAUCCUUCUAUCAUUCAUCCUUCCUACCCUCACACUUACAGUUAUAUAUUGCAAGAUAUUUACCGAGGCACAUAACAACUCUGUGAGAACAAGAAGAAACAGUUUAAACCCGUCAGAAAACCUGUACAGUCUAACUUCAACCAUGGUUGCCCCUUUAACCAUCUCUCAAUCUGACCUGAAGAAAAUAAACAGGGUUCAAUCCUUCUCACAUUCUCCUAUAUCCAGGUCUGAGCCCCUUUUAGUGAGACAAGGAUCUUUACAUCAUGUUCAUCGUUCUCCGACACAUCUCAAGACAAAUUUGAACCAGCUGAGGCAUAGAAUAUCCAACGCUAGCCAGAUAAUGCACAGAGAGGAGGGAAGAACUGCACGCCUCUACACCUUUACAUUAGCCAGUAUACUUAUCUGCUGGUCUCCAUACUUCAUUUAUUCAGCAGCCAGGACUACCUCCUGCGAGGAAGAAGGUUGGAAGGAGUAUAUCUAUGAAGGAAGGAGGUCGAGGAGGAAGGAGAGAGCUUUCAGGGGUCAGGGAGGUUCUGGAGGCAGAGAUCGAGGGGGAGGAAAUGCUGAUGGGGGGCAGCGAGGGACUGGAGAGAAGAAGGGAUCUCCGGGGUAA
Messenger RNA from Eurytemora carolleeae, 2699 nucleotides. Its product is annotated as 5-hydroxytryptamine receptor 1B. The record is from RefSeq and is a predicted model, not a curated record. NCBI's taxonomy places the organism in Eukaryota, Metazoa, Arthropoda, Copepoda, Calanoida, Temoridae. Gene Ontology annotation, cellular component: membrane. Gene Ontology annotation, biological process: G protein-coupled receptor signaling pathway. The coding region runs from base 1506 to 2699 and encodes 397 amino acids. Gene Ontology annotation, molecular function: G protein-coupled receptor activity. The transcript has 12 exons.